Molecule: messenger RNA, 6979 nt
Organism: Onychostruthus taczanowskii (white-rumped snowfinch)
Lineage: Eukaryota; Metazoa; Chordata; Aves; Passeriformes; Passeridae
Gene: SYNRG
Product: synergin gamma
Exons: 22
Cellular component (GO): clathrin coat of trans-Golgi network vesicle
Molecular function (GO): protein binding
Source: RefSeq, a predicted model, not a curated record
AUGGCGCUGCGGCCCGGGCCCGGCGCGGGGGGCGCCGGCGGGGCGGGCGGCGGAGCGGCCGGGGCCGCCAGCUUCAUGUUUCCCGUCGCAGGUGGUUUGGGCCCCCCUCAAGGGAUGAUUCCUAUGCAACAGCAAGGGUUUCCAAUGGUUCCUGUCAUGCAGACCAACAUGCCAGGGAUGAUGGGAAUGAAUUAUGGCUCUCAGAUGCCUCCUGGACCCAUGGCCAUGCAGGGUGGCAUGGCCCUGGGGCCGAUGCCAGCAGCUGGAAUGCCCUACAUGGGACAGGCCUCCUUCCUGGGAAUGCGCCCGGCCGCCCCGCAGUACAGCCCCGACAUGCAGAAGCAGUUUGCAGAGGAGCAGCAGAAGAGGUUUGAGCACCAGCAGAAGUUCUUAGAGGAAGAAAGAAAACGGCGGCAGUUUGAAGAGCAGAAACAAAAGCUGAGACUCCUGAGCAGUGUGAAACCCAAGACAGGUGAAAAAAGCAGAGAUGAUGCUUUGGAAGCCAUUAAAGGGAACUUAGAUGGCUUUUCUAGAGAUGCCAAAAUGCACCCAACACCAGCAACGCAUCCAAAAAAGCCAGGCUCUUCCUUGGAGGAGAAAGCCUUAGCUAAUGGCUCAGAUGAAUCUGAACAAGAGCAAACCAAACUUAAAACGUCCGAAGUUGGGCACAAAGCCUCGGCUGCAAGCCAAGCCCAUCCCAGCCUCACCAGCAGUGACUGGGAUGUUGUAGGUGGACAUGAAAGUGGUCCCACUGCUGCUGCAGAGGUGCACAAGGCUUCAGAACAAAACAGAGCAGUUGAAGAGUGUGGAGUUGGAGUGUUCCCUCCCCAGGACCCCAUCCAGCAAAUUAUGCCUGCCUGGAUUUACAACGACAGCUUGGUCCCAGAGCUGUAUAAGAAAAUCUUAGAAACCACUCUGACUCCUGCUGGAAUUGACACAGCCAAGCUCUACCCCAUCCUGAUGUCCUCAGGACUGCCCAGGGAGACCCUGGGGCAGAUCUGGGCCCUGGCCAACCGCACCACACCCGGGAAGCUGACCAAGGAGGAGCUCUACUCCGUGCUGGCUAUGAUAGCAGUGACCUAGAGAGGGAUCCCUGCCGUGAGCCCUGACGUGCUGAACCAGUUUCCAGCCGCGCCCGUCCCCACCCUGUCCGGCUUCCCGGUGCCGCUGCCCGGCGGGGUGAGCCAGCCCCCGCUGCUGCCCGCGGCUGCCCCGGCCUCCGUGGGGCUGGGCAUCGGGCCCUCCGUGAUGGGCAUGAGCAUCCCGGCUCCAGCCCCGGCUCCAGCCCCCGCUUCCAGUGCGGCACAGCCUUCCGGAGCCUUCCUGCCCUCCUACCCGGCCGGCCAGGUAGUAAAACCAGAAGAUGAUGACUUCCAGGAGUUUCAGGAUGCCUCAAAGUCUGGCUCCCUGGAUGACUCCUUCACUGAUUUCCAGGGGGAGGCAGCCAAAGCAGCCAGCUCACAGCACCGGAGCAGUGUUCCUUCUUUACUAAUGCCACUCCCAGGUACUAAGCCACUUUCACCAGCUGACAAAUAUGCUGUGUUUAAAGGAAUGGCAGCUGAGAAGCCUUCUGAGAGUGCAGCUGCUUUUGGAGAUGGAGGGGACAAGUACAGCGCUUUCCGGGAAUUAGAGCAACCAGCAGAAAGCAAAUACUUGGGAGAGAACCUUGCAGAGUUCAAGCCCACAGGAUCCGACGAUGGUUUCACAGAUUUCAAAACCGCUGACAGCAUCUCCCCCUUAGAGCCACCCUCCAAAGACAAAACCUUCCCUGCACCCUUCCCUCCUCUGCCUGCUCAGCCAAAACAGCCAACACAAGCCAAGCCCCCUUUGAAUCUGGCAGACUUGGAGCUCUUUUCCUCUCCUGGAGAAAACAAGCAGCCAUCCUUCCCACCUGCAUUUAACACCUCAAAACCGGGCUCCUUCCCCCCCCCACCCCUUCCAUCCGCCUCUGCCCAGCCAGCACCCAGCAAAACUUCAAGCUUAGCUGAUGACUUUGGAGAGUUCAACCUCUUUGGGGAAUUUUCUAACGGCGCAUCAGCCGGCGGACAAGAUGACUUUGCAGAUUUUAUGGCUUUCAACAACAGCGCGGGGUUUUCCGAACAAAAACCUGACGACAAAUACGACUCCCUCAAGCAGGAGGCCAGCCCUGCUGCUCAGGCUGGCUCCUCGGGCAGCACGGUGACGGGUGGGCAGAGCUCUGCCACCACUGCUACGCCCACCAAGUACGACAUCUUCAAGCAGCUGUCCCUGGAGGGCUCUGGAGCGGGCUUCGAGGAGGCCAAGGACAGCGCGCUCUCCUCGGUCAAGAGCGACGAUGACUUUGCUGACUUCCACUCCAACAAGUUUUCUUCCAGCGGCGCCGAGAAGUCUCUGGUGGACAAAGUGGCAGCUUUCAAGCAGGCCAAAGAAGACUCGGCUUCGGUGAAAUCCCUGGAUCUGCCUUCCAUCGGCGGCAGCAGCGUGGGCAAGGAGGACUCCGAAGACGCGCUGUCUGUUCAGUUUGACAUGAAACUGGCUGAUGUGGGAGGAGAUCUUAAGCAUGUCAUGUCUGAUAGCUCUUUGGAUUUGCCAACAGUUAGUGGCCAGCAUCCACCAGCAGCAGAUGUGGAUGACUUAAAGGGUGGCCCGUUUGGAAGCUGUCACAGUGGCUCUGCAGUCAGCAGCCUGGCCAGCUACGACUGCUCCGGCUCCGACAGGGACGAAGGCCAGCAGGGCAAGCGGCUCUCGGCGAGCGGCUCCUCGGCGGCCACCGCCGUCCUCCAGAAGAAGGAGACCUUCUUUGGCAGCUCGGAAAACAUCACCAUGACGACGGUUUCCAAAGUGACAACCUUCUCCAGCGAGGAUGCUCUGCAGGAUGUUUCCUUCGCAGCCUUCGCCAACUUUAAGGAGUCGGGGCCGGUCUCCAGCGGUGCCGGCGACGACGACGUCGGGGAUUUUGGGGACUUUGCCAGGCUUCCCUCGGAAGCUCAGGAUGCAGCAGCGGCUGACACGGCCCUGGGCGCCGAUUUCCUCGCUGGAGCCUCCUCUGAGCUGCGGAGAGAGGCCACGGACGACUUCGGAGAGUUCCAAAGUGAAAAACCAAAAAUCAGCAAGUUCGACUUCUUGGUGGCCACUUCCCAAGGCAAGGUGAAAUCCAGUGAGGAGAUGAUCAAGAGUGAGCUGGCCACCUUUGACCUGUCUGUGCAAGGGUCUCAUAAGAGGAGCCUGAGCCUGGGGGACAGAGAAAUCAGCCGUUCCUCCCCUCUGGCAGCCCUGGAGCAGCCGUUCAGGGACCGCUCGAACACGCUGAGCGAGAAGCCAGCCCUGCCCGUGAUCAGGGACAAGUACAAGGACCUCACUGGGGAGGUGGAGGAGAGUGAGAGGUACGCCUACGAGUGGCAGAGGUGCCUGGAGAGUGCCCUGCAGGUCAUAAAGAAAGCCAAUGACACCUUAAAUGGAAUCAGCAGUUCAUCUGUUUGCACUGAAGUUAUCCAGUCUGCCCAAGGCAUGGAAUAUUUACAGGGGGUUGUUGAAGUCUACAGAGUGACAAAGAGGGUGGAGCUGGGCAUCAAAGCAACUGCUGUGUGCAGUGAGAAGCUGCAGCAGCUGCUGAAGGAUAUUGAUAAAGUGUGGAACAACCUGAUCAGCUUCAUGUCCCUGGCUGCUCUGACGCCAGAUGAAAACUCCCUGGAUUUCUCUUCCUGCAUGCUGCGCCCCGGGAUUAAAAACGCCCAGGACCUUGCCUGUGGAGUGUGUCUCCUAAACGUGGACUCCAGAAGCAAAAAAGAAGAGAAACCUGUGGAAGAACUUCCCAAAAAAGCCUUUAAUUCUGAGACAGAUAACUUCAAGCUGGCAUAUGGAGGGCACCAGUACCACGCCAGCUGUGCCAACUUCUGGAUCAACUGUGUGGAGCCCAAACCCCCAGGUCUCAUCCUGCCAGACCUGCUCUGAGAGCAGCUGCACUGCAGGUGGAGCUUUGGGUGUCACUGUGCAGGACCUGGGGUAACUGCUCUGUGGAGAGGCUGCAGCUGGGCCAGGUUUGAAACCUUUGGGCUUGAUUUUUGGUCCAAAAAUCAAUGGAUUAAAGCCACUGUUACAGAUGGUGAAGAAUUCACUUGUAAUGGCCAAGGUUUCAGGAAUAACUGGAUAUGUAGUAUGGCAAAAAAAGAAAACAAAAGAAAGUGGCAUUUCAGUCUUUGUGAAGAUGAAAACAUUAUCUUGUGCAAAAGCAGCUGUAACCAUGUGCAUGGGAGAGGCCAGCAUGGAACUUCCCAGAGAGCCUGGAAUGCUGGGCUCAUUUGCACAGAAACAACCACUGAAAUACUUGAAGUCUGUAUUUGCAAGCAAAUCUUUUCCUUAACGUUUUUGGGACACAGACCUUGAUGUUCUUUAAGUAUUUGCUGCUGUGAUAUCACAGCCCAUGAGUCACAGCAGCAUCCAGGCAGAAUGAAUUGUUGACUCAGAAGGAGAAGCUGCUGGGUGUUUGUGCUUCCAGUGCUCUGUGGUGGAAGUUGUGCUUGAUCAGAACUGGUUAGUGCUGGAAGGUGAGCACUGGAAAACUGCUGUCAUUUUCCCUGUGCUGUGUGGAUUCUGUAGUGCAGGCAGCUGGAGUUUAAAACUCACAGUCUUUGUUGUAAAUACAGAUAAACUUCCCUGGAUUUGUCCUGAGCUCCAGGCUGGGUUUUGUCUCUCCUGACCUUUUGGGAGCUGUGUGGCUGCAGCACUGCUGGAAGCUGGACUCUGCUGAGGCAGCACAUCUGCUGCUGUGGAGAUUCUUUCCCUUUUUUGGCUGUGGAGAUGCUGUUGCUGAUGAUGGGAUGGCUGUGUGUGACUCCUGCAGUCUGCUGCUACCUGUAGCAACGUGUUCCUGUGACUCAGAGCUGGCAGCACAAGGUGGCCCCUGGCUGCUGCAGCAGGGAGUGGGAUCUAACACCCAGAGGGAAUUAACCCUGGAAUUUGGUGGUCUCAGCAAGCUGUGUUUGAAGCAGGCUUUGUGUCCCUGCUGUUUGUGGCUUUUGCAGGUGCCUCUCUGGACAGGUUUGUGUCACAGACUCUCACUGAAUGUUACCUGUACAUCUAAAGUACCUGGUUCCUCCUUCAGAUCCGGUAUCCAGAGGACAGUGCAGGCAAUGGAGUGCUGGUUACAGGAUUUUAACCCUGGGGGAGCUUCAUGGUGUUACAAGGGACACCCCACAACCCUGUCUAGGGCUGCAGGGAAUGAGGUGGGCUGUAAAUCCACAGGGCACUACUUUCUCCUUAAUUCUUUGGCUUAGUCUCUCAGAUCUGUUCCUUUCCUCCAGAGAGCUCAACAGCUUCUCCAAGUUAAUCCUGCCCCCAUUACAAGUACCUGACACUGACCUGUGAUUAUUUGCUGAAACAGAAAUUACAAUGAGGAAAACGAUGCUUUGUAUUUAAAAAACAAACAGGCUUAGUUGUACGAAACUAUUAAUUAGCCCAAAUGAAAGAAUCUUGGCUCAGAGGUGUCUGGCUCCUUCCUUACACCAAUUACAAUAAAUCUCCUUGCUGCCUCAAAUUAGCUCAUUCAUGAAAUAAAGCACCGUGUGCCUGCAGCUCCAGCUGAUCCAGAGGCAGAUUUCCCGUGCUGUGCUUCCCACAUCCUGCCCAGCAAUUACCAAAAAAAGCAGGGAAACAACUCCUUGCUUCUCUCCCUUUCAUUUUUUGGAGCUCCAGCACCACAGCUUGUUUUCCAGCACAGUGAGGCUGCUGUGCCCCUCACCAGAGUUCCCACAGGAGUUUGGGGACAGGGAGCCACUGGCAGGUGUUCUCCAGUGAUGGGAGAGGCUGGGAAUGCUGUGUUGGGAAAAAGGAUUUUACUGUCAGCCACCACAGCUCCCCAGCACUUUGCUAGAGAGGAAUUUUGUCCCCUUAAUUGAAAGAAAAUGCCACAGAUCAGAGGCCAUGGUGUGAAAUGUGAAAGCAGCUGCUGCGUUGUCACAGGAGCAUCUUCCAUGCUGGUUUCUCUGUACCUGUUACCAGCUCAGCCCCUCUCUGAGCUGCAGCCAAGGUGUCUUUUGGCCCAUAAAAAAAGGGAAAGGACAUUUUACAAUUCCAUCUGCAGCAGAGCUCACUGAAGGGUGACACUGCUGCUCUCCUGCUCCCAGGCACCAUCCCUGUCCUCGUGGGGCAGGGAGGGCUCUGCUGCCAGCAGCUUCAGCCAGGGGAGCACAGGGAGGCUUUGCAUGGAGAUCCCCUGGGUGAAGGCAGUGCCCAGGAAGGAUCAGCUGCAGAUCCCAGUCAUUCCAAUGACUCACUGGAGCAUUCAGCAUCCUCGGAUGUUGUUGCCAGCCAAAGCCCAGUGUCCUUCCAAGCUGUAUCCAAGGUGACAGGAUUGUCACAGCCCACCUUCCCCCGCUGCCUCUGCUGCAGGACACGCUGCCUUCCCUUUGCUUGGGUCCAAUUUCAGACCUGUAACUCCUUUUCCUGCAUGGAUUCUCUCACUGGAAAAGAGAAACGAGAUUUUCUUUGUUUUUUUAGGCAGACAAAAGGGGCUGCCUUGGCGUGACCCGUGGUGAGUGGGGUUUGUGUCUCUUUGUGUACAGUGGCAGUUCUGAGGAACCAUUUGCUCGGUUAUUUAAUGUAUUUAUGGCUUAACCCCGUGGUGUUCCUGGUGCUCCCCUGCCCUGGCAGCUUCCCCCUGCUGCUGGGGGCUGCUCCAGCCUCUGCCCUGCUCCUCCCUCCUGGUGUUUGGCUGAGUCCCUGCAGCCCCGGAGGUCACCCUGGCAUUGUCACCCUGGCAUUGUCACCCCCGGAGGUCACCCUGGCAUUGUCACCCCUGGCAUUGUCACCCCCGGAGGUCACCCUGGCAUUGUCACCCCUGGCAUUGUCACCCCCGGAGGGCACCCUGGCAUUGUCACCCCUGGCAUUGUCACCCCCGGAGGUCACCCUGGCAUUGUCACCCCCGGAGGUCACCCUGGCAUUGUCACCCCUGGAGGUCACCCUGGCAUUGUCCCCCCUGGAGGUCACCUGUGCCCUGGCAUUG